This is a messenger RNA of Anguilla rostrata (American eel), 2857 nucleotides long. RefSeq names its product protein SSUH2 homolog. The record is from RefSeq and is a predicted model, not a curated record. The transcript is spliced from 12 exons. Lineage: Eukaryota; Metazoa; Chordata; Actinopteri; Anguilliformes; Anguillidae. Bases 172 to 1284 code for a protein of 370 amino acids.
CUAUGUAAACUCCAUGUUUUGGAAACGCCCACUUAGGCUUACAAAGAAGUCGCCUCCACUACGGGCGGAGACCACGACGAAUUCCAUUCUACAUGAAUUCGAAGACCGAUCUUCUUUGCGGUUGAUUCUUUCUUGUUGUAACCAGCGCUUUCAAACCAGUAUUCGCGGAAAAUGUACAAUAAUCAGGAAGCUCACGCCAUGUUUCCCCCGCAGGGGUCAAAUUUCCUAGGAGCCACCGCGCCCCCUGCCAGUAUGUUCGACAAUGUGCCUGGGUAUGAGGGCACAGCCAUGGGAGGUGGUGGCGGAUACCUACCUCCACCCGCCCCUGCUUAUCCUCCACCUGCGCCUGAACCUUCACCAACACAACCGGAGUGGAAUAUCCCGUCGAUCAGCGAGGACACCGCCCGCGAAGCCUUUCGCCUGUUCGUGUCGAACCACUGCUGCUGGAGCAGUGGCCCUGCCAAGGACGGCAUGAUCACCGCCAUGGACUCCUUCAACACGUACCGGUACCGCCUGGAGACGUUCACCGAGGCCAGGGCCACAGAGUGGGCUCACGAGCAGUACAACGGUCAGCCUGUGAACGCCUAUACGCAGCCUGCUCCAGGGCCCUGGGACAUUCAAGUGCAACCCCCCGCCCACUUUCAGGAGCAGAGCACACACGUCAUGGUUCCUUACACCUCUUCGGUCAAGGAAUGCCAUGAGUGCCUGGGCCGGGGCAGGGAGCCCUGCUCGGAAUGCGCCGGAGCCGGAAACAAAGUGUGCUGGGUGUGCAAUGGGGCUGGAGUGCGGACCGGGGACGACCAGUGCAACCACUGUAACGGGAGAGGAAGAGAAAACUGCUCCGCGUGCCAAGGGCACGGGUCCAAAGAGUGCGACGCCUGCAGAGGCAAGCGGCAGCUCCACGUCUACAUCCAGCUCAACGUCAAAUGGACCAAUAACAAGGAUGACUUUGUCGUGGAACAGUCAAGUGGUUUGAAGGUUGAGAACUUGAACUCGGUGUCUGGGAAAGAACUCUUCAAAGACACGCAGUACCUGGUGUUCCCGGUGAUGGGGUUCCCCGAUCCGGCAGUGGGACAGGCCGCAGAGAGGCUAGUGAGGGAACAUCAGAACAAGUACUCCCAAUCAGCACGCAUCCUGCAGCAGCGACAGACUAUAGAACUGAUUCCCAUCACCAAAGUGACGUACAAGUGGAAAGGCGGUACACACACCUACUUUGUCUAUGGGAACGAGUUCCUGGUCAGCACCGAGGACUACCCAGCUACCUGCUGUUGCACUGUCAUGUAAUUACUCCUUGUGUAUGAAAACAAUGAUGACUGUACUAAAUUGCUGCCAAACCAUAGAUAUUCACCCUCUGUAUGCAGUGUACCAUAGAAUAGUAUAGCAAAGCAAAAUAGAAUGCAAAAUUUAGGUUAGGCAGCUGUUGAUUACUUUAGGAGUCAAGAGUAUUUUAUGCAGUGUUAUGACUAUAUAAAUAUGUCUACGUGUGUAUUCGGAACAGAUUAUCCUACAUCUAUCUCUUUUUGCAUGCGCCAUCUCAUUGUGGAAUUGGCAAUUGCAAAUUAUGCCUUGUGUUUUUGAGUGCAAAGGUCAGCCACUGAUACCGGUUGAGAGCCAAAAGAGUCUGAAAAUGUAUUCAUUGGUUGUGAGCGUUUACCCCUUUGCAGAAAUGGUGCAACUGGGACUAGCUCGCUUGCUAACAUCCAAAAAACAAAGCUGUGCGUAUUUCAUUAGCUGCUGGUGGGAGCUUAUGAUGUAGAAAAUAGUUUGUUGGCUAUCUGGCUAAGUUAAAUGUGGAAAAACUAAGAGUAACAUGUUAGAAAUGCUUUGGGUGGUGAAACAGGUUUGCACUGUAUAUUAUGGGAUUUUGAAGGUGAGAGCUUUCAUUGUGUCGGAGGGACACAGAACUGACUUCGCUACAUCCAAGGAACAGAGUGGCCAAAUAAUUCUGUUACAAAGCUGCUAUUCAUGACCCUUUGGCCAACCACAACCUGGAGAGUUUCAGCAAAUGAUGUUGCAUCUGGAAUGUCUUUCAUUCUGAGAUGUGUGUUUUAUUUUACUGAAGUUAUCCUUGCUUGUGUGAUGUGAAACAGAAUACCAGUUAACCUCAGAACCUUUAACCCAUCUCCACAGUCCUAAGUGCCAGAAAACAGGAAAUUAUUCACUCUCUUUAAAAAUGAUUACAUUGACUUUUGACUUUUCCUCGGUGGGGUUGGGGGGGGGGGGGGGUCAGGGCUAUGGUUAUCAUGUAAAGUAUUCUGGCAGUCUGUUAAAUUUUUUAAAAUAUAUAUAUGUGAAAGGUGCCUAUAAAACAUUUAAUCAGAAGAUGGCUGAAUCUAACCUUUACUGGACUUUUACUGCCUUUUAAAUGUAAUUCUGAUCUAUUCAUGUUUGUGCUGUAUUGAUUUGACACAUUGGGUAGAGUACCACUACUGUCAGGAAACGAGGUGCUGAAGACCAUCAUUGGAUGUUCGUCGUUGGGUGAUCUUCACAAAAGGCCGAGCUAGUCUUUUAGUCUUCCACAUCAUUUUUUAAAACUGUUGAAGCCUUGAAUUUCAAGUGAAAGGUUCAGCCACACAUUAUUCACCCUCUGUACACAAUGUACAGGUUUGAUGCAAUGAGGAGUGGCAACCACAGAAAUGUACUCAGUGAGGUUUGACAAGCCUGAAGUAAAUCUGGUAUUUAGACUGGGUUUAAAGUAUUCUUCUCUCUCUAACCACUGGUUUCCCUCUGGAAGCUGCCUUUAAAGCCUGGACGGCCAGAUUGAGAUGCACGUCGUGUCAAAUGUUGUAGCCUAUACAGAAAUAAAGAUGCAAAAAUGUUGUGUAAAUCGCCAAUAAAUAAAAUGGAAAGGAUCAGA